GAAUUAUUGAAUUGUUUUUCUUAUUAGCAGUUACCCACUCAAGUCAUUAGCGGCUUAAUUCUGUGAGGGAAAACCUUGGGUCACAAUUAUGCGAACUAACGCUUAUUACAGCGGUCUGUGAAUGUUUCGGCGUGGAUUAGCAGGUUUGUUCAACGUUUGCAUAAUUAGACAGACGAAAAACACGGGCAAAAACGCAGAUUGUAAUUUUGACGCAGAUGUGUCACGUUAGCAUACACUUUGCAUGAAGACCAGCUUUUCCUGUUAGUAGAGUAGGAAAAGGCUUUUUAAGAUGUCUCCGUCACUGAUUGGUGUUUAGAGCCACUUUCCAUCCCAGUCUACAUUCACUAUGCUGCAAGCAGAGACCCUCCAACUGCUGUGCCUCACAGCCACCAGUGGGGUCCCUCUGUUCUCACGAGGCUCCGCAAAGCAGCUUCCCUUUUCCAUCAUCGGCUCCCUAAAUGGUGUCCAUAUGUUUGGCGCUGGCCACGGGGCUCAAUUAGCAAGCUGUGAGACGGAUCGAGGGAGCCGUGUGGUUUGGGGCGUGUUUCAGGAGAGCCUGAUGCUGAUUGCGGUGAGCGGCGGCGGAGGCUCCGCCAUCAGUGAGCUGCAGCUGCGCCGCCUGCUGGAGAACGUGUGGAACUGCAUGGUCCUGGUCCUGGGACAGGAUGAGCUAGCAAACAUACGCAACGUGGAGCGGCUAAAACGAGAGUUGCGCUCUUGCUACCGCCUGAUCGACAUGCUCUUGGAACGCGUUAAUGACGAGCAGGGAUUUAUGGGAGAUCUGACGCAGUGUGCCGACUGUUUGCUUCUCUCCCACUCCGGCUUGCUUCAGGAAGCCCUAGACUCCUUCGCCCAAGCAGCGGAGAGUGAAUUUGGCUGCCUGCUGGUGCACGGCCGUGUGGCACUGGCCACGGAGAAGUGGUGGUCUCGACUGACAUCCCAGGAAGUUGUUGUGCUCUCAGUCUUGGUGCACUUGCUUUCCGGUUCAUCUUCAUGUGACUAUCCCGUCUUCCUUCCCCAAGGAAGUCCUACCGUCGCCAUUCGCUUGCUCAGUUUCCAACUACUUCCUGGGAUUCACGUGUGCGUCCUCUGCGGCCCCAAACCCUCUUUGUAUAAGGCGGAGAAUGAGCUCAUCGGUCGUUUUUGGUCCACUUUUGUGGAGAACCUGCGUAGCUGUUUGGAGCAGGCCAAACGUUCUACUCUUCCCCCCUCUGUUAGCCUUCGCUGGGACGUCCAGGCGCUUCUCCUCAUCAACCGUGAAUCUCGACGUGCCGUCACCGUCUGCCCUCAUGUUCGCAGUGGCGCUCCCUCAGAUGCUACGCCUCUCCUCUCCUCUGGCAGGCGCUUGGAGCUCCUCCGCCUUUUUUAUACGUUUGCCGCGACUCGAUAUUUUACCUCUCAGGAGACAUCAGUUUCGUCAGCCUCAACUACCUCGGAGGAUUUCUCUCAGGGUUUUACCCAUGUCCCUGUGCAGUGUUAUCUUGUCACAGAUGAGUGUAAGUGUUAUGGCCUGCAGAGUUCCCAACACCAGCUCUUUCUCCUCAUGGAUCUCUCUGUGCCCACGUUUGCCUUGCGUACUGUGGCUACACGGACUCUGUCAGCGAUUACUGCUGCAACUGGUUUUUAGGGCAUUGGUUUGGACAUGUAUGGUUUAUUUAACCAGGUACCAGACUUACUGGAUUUUUAAAAAUGAACAGUGCAAGCAUUAAUAGUAGAGGAUAGUUCACAUAAAAUUACAAUUCUGUCAUCAUUUUCUUACCCUCAUAUCCUUGUAUGACCUGUUGUGAAUCUUCUAAAAAUGGUCCAUACAAUGACAGUCAUUGUUCAAAACAACAGUGAAUCACAUUGAGAAAAAAUGGCAAGACAUUUUUCCAAAUAUCUUCUUUUGUGUUCCACAGAAGAAAGAAAGGCGUGCAGAUCUGGAAUGACAUGAGGGUGAGUAAAUGAUGACAGAACUUUCAUUUCGGGUGAACUAUCCCUUUAACUAGUCACUGGCAAUUUCUAGUUGUAAUCUUCAAAUUAAGGCUCGUGCCUUGUUGUAUAUUAAUCAGAAGAAGACUUUUUGUUAAAACUUUACAAUAAGAUUCAAUUUGAACUAAUAAUGAACUAUGGACACCAUUUAUUAAUAUUAGUUACUGUAAUGCUAGAAUGUAAUUUCUGCAUCUACUAAUACAGUUUUAUUUUUUAAAGACAUUUAGAGUAUAAAUUAAACAUUGAACAAUACCUAUAAUAACACAUGCUGUAUGCAUAAGUAUUAUUCAUUAUUAGUUUGUGAUACCUAAUGCAUUAACUAUGUUGACAAAUUGAACCUUAUUGUAAAGUGUUACUAAUAUUUCUUUACUGCCACUGCUAAAGUACUUUCUUAGGAGCACAGGAUAUAAACAAAUGUGAUUCUAGAAAGUGAAUCAAAAUAUAGACUCAAAAGCACUUAAUGACUACUGUAUAACUGUAUAUGUGUAGCAUUCACACUGUGAUACCACAUACUACCUUUGGUGUGUUGUUGUUACUAAACAUGAAUGGAAAAUGUGUUUGGCAUUGAGGAUCAACAUAACAUUAUUUUCAAAAGCUGUGUAUGUUAAUAUUCACUUAAUGACACUGGUGAACAAAUUAGUUUUAUAAUGUUUGAAUUUGUUGUGUUAAUAAAUACAUAUGCAUUUCCUUAUGUUUCAGUUCUAUUUUCAUGUUUUAGCACUAACAGUGAAAUAAAAUCAUUCGGCAUUCUAGCAGUAAAUCUGCUGUUAUUAUUUCUGAACCACAUUCAUGUUUUCACCGUGUGAUUUUAAAAAAAUUGUAUUUUUAUUUAUUUUUUUUAUUAUUUGUAAAAAUCAGCAGAAAUCUGUGUAACCCCGCCCCCUGCUGCCUAAUCAUGUUAUGUUCCAAGAACAGAGUCCUAUAUUUUUGUAACAAGAGUGGGUGAUGUAAAAGAAGUACAC
Onychostoma macrolepis is the source of this 2933-nucleotide messenger RNA. RefSeq names its product fuzzy planar cell polarity protein (gene fuz). Gene Ontology annotation, biological process: non-motile cilium assembly; vesicle-mediated transport. The transcript is spliced from 2 exons. Lineage: Eukaryota; Metazoa; Chordata; Actinopteri; Cypriniformes; Cyprinidae. Bases 347 to 1627 code for a protein of 426 amino acids. The record is from RefSeq and is a predicted model, not a curated record.